Trichoderma aggressivum f. europaeum is the source of this 2892-nucleotide messenger RNA. RefSeq names its product transcriptional regulator family: Fungal Specific TF. Gene Ontology annotation, biological process: positive regulation of transcription by RNA polymerase II. The record is from RefSeq and is a predicted model, not a curated record. NCBI's taxonomy places the organism in Eukaryota, Fungi, Ascomycota, Sordariomycetes, Hypocreales, Hypocreaceae. Gene Ontology annotation, cellular component: nucleus. Bases 1 to 2892 code for a protein of 963 amino acids. Gene Ontology annotation, molecular function: transcription cis-regulatory region binding; DNA-binding transcription factor activity, RNA polymerase II-specific; zinc ion binding. The transcript has 4 exons.
AUGCACACCGCUGUUUUCCGCCAUCAGAAGCCCCAAUUUGAUCGCGCUGGAUCGGAUCAAUUCGAAUCGAGUCGAGUCGAAUCGAACCGAACCGAACCGAUACGCGCGCUCCCCCCUCCUCCUCUGGCCGCAGGUGUGCGAUUCCCCCGCCAAAUGGGCGAAACCACCAUCGACCAACCGGAUCGUCGACCCCGAGACCAAAAUAUGGAGACGCAAGAAGAAGAAGAAGAAGCAAAAACUACAAAGGCAGAGACAAGAAGAGCAUGCCGCUACAUGAAGCGUCAGCCAGCAGAGGCGCUGCUACCAUGCGAUCCUCCUCCAGGAUUAGCUGGCACCGAGUACCCGUACCGCUGCUUCUCCCAUCCAUAUUGUGGCCACUUCCUUGGGCAGCUGGCACAAGCUUGUUCAUCUCACAUGGCAUUUCAGGAACUCUCCGUUCUGAGGCUGGGCAUGAUGCGGGCAGAUGGUAAGACUAACAAGUCCAAAUCUAAUGAUCCAUCUCAAUGGCCUGGGUUUCCGCCUCCAUACAACCAUGGACCACCUCUGCUAGAACCUUCAAACUCUGCCAUCUACAGCUCAUCAGCUAGCUACGCCAAGGGCCUUGCUCGCUCCGGCGUCAUGUCAUCCGUAGUAGGUGAUCCCAUCCUCUCUCUGUACAACCUCUUCUCAGCGUACGCUAAUGUCCUUCAGUAUCCAAGGGGCGAUCCCGUCGUGGAACGCGGAAUGUCCGUCCCUCGCAUCGUUAGAGACAAUGGAUUCUGCCUCACCUGUCGUCGCUCGGGGAAGCAAUGUGACUCGACGCUGCCCAUAUGCCGUACUUGUCAAGAGGACGGUCUCGAGUGUAUUCAGCCAAUCAGCGCAUACCCUCGAGUACAGAGCAAUUCCAGGAAACGUGGACGGAUUAGUCCUGAGCCGGAGGAAGAGAGGCCCCGGUCCAGGCUCCGGCCUGCAUCUGAGGCCGCAGUAGAGACCACUGCCGAGCCCGAGCCCAAGCCCGAGCCCAAGCCCGAGCCCAAGCCCGAGCCCAAGCCCGAGCCCGAGUCUGAGUCCGAGGCUGAGACUAUCAUCUUGACCCCGUCUGCAUCCGAAACUCAGUCCGAGGCUGAGACUGAAAUCUCGACCCCGCCGGCACCUGAGCCUCAAUCCGAGUCUACUCACCAGACUCAACCUGAAAAUGAUGAGAAUUCUAUUCCUACAUCUGGGCCUGGGUGGAGCGUGUUUCUCAAUGCCGUAUCACGAGAGAUUGAUCAAGCUCAGCAGGGCUUGCUACGACAGACCAGGGGCCAUUUGAGAUUCUCCCUGGUUAUUAACAGACACAACAACGAUCCGGACCAUGACUAUGCUGUCUAUUACGAUUACCAAUACGACCUCGACUCUGACUAUGACUUUGACUCUGACUUUGACUUUGACUCUGACGACGGCGGCGACGGCGGCGACGGAGGCGACGGCGACUCCUCGUCCUCCUCGUCUUCGUCCUCGUCCUCCUCCGAUGAUGAUGUCGGUGGGCCAGAUGAGGACGGAAGCCAAAUUCCUAUCCCUGCCCCUAUUUUGCAUCAGAUCAGGAAUUCUUGGACAGGACAGGGACCGCCUCCUCUCCUAGCUUAUCUUCGCGACUUCAUUGGCUAUAUGAGAGUGUUUCACUUGUCACGUGCGCCAUCCGACUCUCUGCCACUUGCCUUGCUGCCGGCAUGUGAGCAAACUACAGCCGAGACUCUCAGAUACUACGUUCUGCGCCCAGCCAACCGUGGCACUAGACCGUUGCCAGAUAUAAACCCUACCAACCCCAAGGUGGUUGACUUGGCGUAUUCCAACCCUCUCGUCCUGCAGCUCAUCAUCGCCGAGAGGGCCAAUCACCGCGAGGUAUCCUCUGCCGUACUGCCGACGGGUGAGAUGGCGGAAGGGUUCUAUCGUAGCGCCAUUGGCGCGUUUGCUCCCAAGAUUCAAAGCUACCUCGCUGGUAAUGAAGAGGAUAUGUUGUCCCUGACCAUGGGUAGCCUCAUCCUGGCUCUCACAGAAAAAGCCCGGUUGGAUAGGCGUACUAAUCCUCUGGAUUAUCCUACAGCAGCCGCCCGCAUUCUAAUCAUACUCACCACCUGUCCCCAUGAGGAAGUUUGCAGCAACCUUCCAGAUAUCUUGGUCGAGUAUUACAUGCACACUGCCAUGUUUGCUUGCCUCGCAGCCGAUAUUACCACGGCAGAGACGAUACCUUUUGUGAGCAGUGCGUUUCAAGAUGCCGUCGACAGGCUGGUGGCCAGAGACUACAAUGGUAGGCUCUGCGGCACCUGGUUGCCCAUCAUGGUUUCCAUCCACAACAUCUUUACGCUGGGCAUGUCCAUGCGGCCUUAUGUCAAUGGCCCGUUGGACAUCCCAAGACCAGGCCCAUCAACGGGCUAUCUGCCUGAUCACAUUGUCACCUUUGGCCGGAUUCAAGAGAAGCUCUUUGAUUUCGCACCUGCCCUCACCGAAUUCACCCCCGAUUUCGAGGCGGGCGUGCUGUGGAGAAAUGCGGCCAUGCUGUACCUUUGGAGCCUCUUGGAGUGGCCACACACUGCGAAACCACCCGGGCCUUAUAGCGAAAUGAUACACAACUCUUUUUACGACGCACUCCAGCGGCUGGAGCAAAUUGAGAGGGACGACAAGGUGAACAAGACCAUUUGCUGGCCCCUUCUCGUCAUUGGGUGCUUCGCAGUGGAAAAGGCCGAUCAGGAUCUCAUUGGAAGCCGCCUCGUCGACAUCUCAUCUCGCUUCAAGGUUGGCAACGCGCUCGAGACUUACUUUGUGCUGAAGCAUGUCUGGGCGCAGCCUGCUGUGUGGCGUAGCCCCUGGCUGUUGCGCAAGUCGAUUCGAGAGACCAAGAGCUGGGGAUAUCGUGAGGCCAACCGUUUCCUUUAG